GCUCAACUUAUCUGUGAUCCCCAGCCGGCAGAUGACGCGCCCUGGUACAGAUUGAGUGAGGAUAUGAUAAUUGCCAUCCUGCAAAAGCUGUCCCGUUCAUCCCACUACUGGGAUGCGGAGGCCAACGCAAGUGCUCUAGCAGCUGACUUUGUCAGCAUAUCCAGCGUCAACCACGAACUCAAGGCUCUGGAGGAUGAAUCUUGCUGGCCAGAGCGCCUUGUGCUUGUUGGCCCUUACUCUGUGGACUAUCUCCACUGGCUGGCAAAGCGUGCACAAUACUGCACCUCCUGUGGAAUCUGGAAGGACUACGAGGCGCUGCGGGCGAUAGCAAGUGGUUGUCCAAAGCUGAGGCACAUCAAAAUCAGAGAGAGAUGGGCCGAGCCGACUCAUAUCCCAGAGGACAUACUGGUUGCUCUUGCCGAGGGCUGCCCGGAUCUUGAAAGCGUUGACUUUGGCCAAGGUGUCCUUGACCUCGACGGCCUCCUCGCAGUGUUGGACAACUGCAAAAACCUGGAAGAACUAAGAUUUGUCCCGUUGGACAAUGACUACGAGCCUUUUUUGAGGGGGGCGAUCGGCACGCACGUUGUGAACAAGACAGUUGAGUACAUUUCAUUCUUCCACCAAACAAUGAGCCUGGAAAAGGACCUGAUGCCGCUGCUGCGACUCUGCCCAAACGUCGAGCUGGUCAGAUUUGAAAUGGAUCCAUGUGAUCUAGGGGACGAGGAUUUCUCUAUCGAGAACAACACGGCCUCCUAUUUCGAGGAGGUUGGAAGCCAAUAUUAUAGAUGCGCUUUUGUAGACUAUUACAAUAACUACAUUGAUGGCGAAGAUUGGUUUCGAUAGACAUCGGGCCCUUCUGAAACAAUAAUCUUGGAGUACUUGGACGUGGAGUGAACCGCAUACAUCAAGAAAUAUCGCUGGGUGAUUGAACCAUCUGUUUAAGCGUGGCAAGUGGCCAAAUGGUUUCUAAGUGAGAUUCAGUUGGAUUCGUAAACGUUGAUUGGUUCGAUGCCGCAUAAGUACUUGCAGAAGGCCCUGCAGAGCCCAGCCAAAGGCCGGAGGAGAAUAAACACAUUGCAGACAUGUGACCAAAAGAUCAAAUGCGCAC
Klebsormidium nitens is the source of this 1108-nucleotide messenger RNA. The record is from the annotation of a GenBank genome assembly. Lineage: Eukaryota; Viridiplantae; Streptophyta; Klebsormidiophyceae; Klebsormidiales; Klebsormidiaceae.